UUUACUUUAUGUUUUACAAGACACAAAAGCCACAUUGCACCAAUCAACACAAAAAAAUGCUUUUAAUAUUGGAGCCAUCUCAAGAGGGUUGAGCUAGCUGGACGUCAUGCCUGCCUGGCUGAUCGCUCUGCUGAGUAUGAAAGUACUACUUCUAGCUGACCGCUAUCUGAGUUUCCAGAUUGAACCUUCAGAAGGUAGCCUUGCAGGGGGAACUUGGAUCACAGUUGCUUUUGAUGGUUUGGAGAAAAGUGUUCUUUACCCCCACAAUGGCUCUCAGCUGGAGAUGGACCUGGUGAAUGUGGCAGUUCCUACCUUACCAAGGAUCCCCUGUGAUGUCCAUCCUGUCUUUGUGGAUUUGCCUGUGGUGACUUGUCAGACCAGAUCUCUGCUGUCUGAAGCGCAUGAAGGUCUGUACUCUCUAGAGAUACGCUCUGGGGAGCAGCUGCUCAGCAACCGGUGUCCAGGAUCGCUAGACGGCUGUACUUUUAAGUUUUCCAAGGCACAGACACCUGUUGUGUAUCACGUUAGUCCGCCAAGUGGAGUUCCAGGAGAAGUAGUACAUGUGUACGGCUGGAUCAUCACUGACCAGUUGGAAACCUUUGAUCCUGAUGUGGACUACAUUGACAGCCCAUUGAUCCUGGAAGCUGGUAGAGACAAAUGGCUUACUCCUUGUUCCCUUGUAAAUAGGCAGACUGGAAGCUGUUUUCCCAUCCAGGAGGAAAAUGGCCUUGGGACUGUGCAGUGCCGUGUGGAAGGCGAUUACAUUGGUUCUCAGAAUGUUAGUUUCUCAGUCUUUAACAAAGGGAGGUCGACAGUGCACAAGGAUGCCUGGUUGAUCAGUGCUAAACAGGACCUGUUCCUGUACCAGACAUACGCAGAAAUCAUAUCUGUGUUUCCAAAAGUUGGGAGCCUUGGUGGAAGAACAUACAUCACCAUUACAGGAGACUUCUUUGACCCUUCUGCCCAGGUUACCAUUGCAGGCAUCCCAUGUGAUAUUAGACAUGUGUCUCCCAGGAAGAUUGAGUGCACCACCAGGGCUCCAGGAAGAGGAGCAAGGCUCACCACUCCUCAGGCAGGCAAUCGAGGACUUCUUUUUGAAGUUGGAGAUGCUGCUGAGGAUGUGGAGCUGACUGAAGCCACCCCAGGGUACAGGUGGCAGGUAGUCCCCAAUGCCAGUUCUCCAUCUGGAUUUUGGUCAAAGGAAGGGCAACCUUUCAGAGCACGGCUCAGUGGGUUCUUUGUGGCUCCAGAGACAAACAAUUACACAUUCUGGAUCCAGGCAGAUAGCCCAGCUUCCUUGCAUUUCAGUUUCUCAGAGGACCCAAGGACUAAGGUAGAAAUGGCUUCUGUUGGAGUUGGCACUGUUGACUGGUUUGACUCUUGGGAACAGAAAGGGAAUGAAGGAAGCUGGCAACAGAAGACCACUAAGCUCGAACUGAGGGGCGGAGCCAAAUACUACUUGGAAGCAGAGCAGCAUGGGAUAGCCCCCAGGAGGGGGAUGAGAAUUGGUGUCCAGAUCCACAACACUUGGCUGAAUCCUGAUGUGGUCAACACUUACCUUCUGGAGAAACAACAGAUCCGAGCCCAAGCCCAGAGACUUCCAGAAAUACAGAUGUUGAAUGUGUCAGCUAGAGGAAGCUUUUUCCUUACUUGGGACAAUGUCUCUAGCCAGCCAGUUCUCGCCAAUGCUACAGCCCAACAGAUGCAAACUGCUAUUGAGGAGCUGCUUAUGGUCAAAUGCCAUCUGGAACCUGUUUCUGCUCAAGUUCUACUCCGGCUUGGAUUUGAGCAAGGCCUAAAAGGUUCCAGUUCUGAUGCGGUCCUCACCAGUUCAACCGAACCCUUCUGUGGUAGAUUCAGCCUUGGUCAAGUUCGACACCUUAUCCUAAACCCCUCAGCUGACAAAAAUGGCUAUCAGCUGAAUCAGUAUCCAUAUCUGUGCAGUGCAUACCGAGGCCGUAUAAAUGGGACCCUGGCAAUGACUGUUUCUAUCUUAUUUGACUUCGAAAAUAUCACGAAGAAUUCCACUUGCGAUUGGAGUCUCACAGAACCCCUACCUGAGAGCUGGCAGUUCGCUUGCAUUAACCUCUGGGACACAUGUGUGCGUUGCUCUGAGGAUCUCCAGUCUUCUCCGGCAAACACUCCACUGCUGGUUCAUCGGAUUGACAUCCUUGCCACGGCCCCGGAGGCAGGCCUGCUCUAUCUGGAUGAAAUUAUUCUUGCAGACACAAAUGUAACAGUUUCUCAAGCUGAUCCUGGAACAGCCCGCCCAGGUGGGAAUCUAGUGGAGUCAGUCUCUGUGACGGGAUUCCCUCCAGUCUACAGCAUCGCCUUCUGGUUGGUGGCAUGUGGCUCAGAGCUCCCUCUCAUCACUGCGUGUUAUAUGCCUGCUGAGGGGACAGGAGAACGGUCUGAACUGACUGAAGUGACAGCACAGAGACUCCAGGGGACAAGCCCGCCUUUGGGAGGACACUUCUUUCUCCAACUCUCUGAUACAGUGAUACCUGAUGUUCCGGUGCACAUGUCUUCCAGACAGCUUCAAAAGCUAUUGCAGGACAAUGCUGACGAGUCCACAUCUGGAUACCUCAAUGUCAGUGACUUCACUGUGACGAAGGAGCUAAACUCCUGCUAUGAACAUGUUUGGACUCUUUCCUGGACUACUCAGAUUGGGGAUUUGCCCAAUUUUAUCAGUGUCUCAGAUCAAAACCUCACUGGGGUGAAUCCUGCUGUCACUGCUCGAGUGGUAUAUGAUGGUGGAGUUUUCCUUGGACCCAUCUUUGGAGACAUGUUGGCCACUCCCAACCAGGAAACUCAGGUGGUUGUACAAGUGAAUGACAUACCAGCCCAUUGUUCAGGCUCCUGCUCUUUCCAGUACCUGCAAGAGUCAACUCCCAGUGUGGAUUAUGUGUGGUAUUCCCCUGGCUGUGAUGUCAACCUAUUGGUUUAUUUCACUGGAACUGGUUUCCCUAGAGAUUCCCAGUCCUUACAGGUUACAGUGAACAAAACAAGUUGUGAAGUUAUUUUCUCCAAUGAAACAAGUGUGGUCUGUGAGAUGGACCUGCUACCAGUUGGAGUGUAUCAGGUUUUGAUGCUGGUGAACCCUUCAGGCCUUGCUGUUAAUGGCAGCGGGGAAGGCCUCUUCCUGCUUGUGAAACCCAGGCUGGUUGCUGUGGAGCCUGCUACAGCAGCAGAGAUAGGAGGACUGUGGGUGACCAUCCAGGGCUCCAGUUUGGAAGGUGUCAGCCUGGUGUUGUUUGGAACUCAGUCAUGUGCCAUUGAGGUCAUUAGAAGCAAUUCACAACAAAUUCAGUGCAAAAUCCCACCCAGGGGGAACGAUGGAUACACUGUGAAUGUGACUGUGAUCAGUGGAGACCACUCCACAGUUCUUCCCAGAGCAUUUAGUUACGUCUCCUCUUUAAAUCCAGUCAUCGUGUCUUUGAGCAGAAACAGAAGCAACCUAGCAGGAGGCGAGAUCCUGUUCCUUGGGAUGGCUCAGCUGGUGAACUACACCGGUCUGGAUGUACUAGUCCGCGUUCAGGACACCUCUGCUCAGGUCCUCACACAGACAGCUUGGGGACUGGAGGUGGUGCUGCCCCCAAUGCUGGCUGGCAUUCACAUGAUUUCAGUCUUCAUUAAUGGAGUCAAUAUUCAUUCACAGGGGGUUGAUCUCCACAUCCAGUACCUCACUGAAGUUCUCAGCGUGGAGCCUCGCUCUGGGUCGCUUCUGGGUGGCACUGUCCUCAGCCUUUCAGGAGUAGGACUCGGCAGAGAUCCGGCUCUGAUUUGGGUACUUGUGGGCAGUCAGCCUUGUGGUAUGGUGAACUUAACAGAUGUCAAUGCCUGGUGUGAGACUCCUCCAGCUGUACUGCCACCCGGGGCAGAUGUUCUCACUGUACCAGCUUCUGUGGAGAUCUGGGUUGGCAACACUUCUUUCCUCCAUGGAGCAAGCUUGGUGGGGAAGGGAUUUACCUUCAUGUAUGAAGCAGCAACUACACCGGUGGUCACUGCUAUGUGGGGAGAACUCACCAACAACAGCCUGGGGUUCUAUGUGCAAGGAAAGAACCUCUCUGACUCAGUCAUUCUUUUGGGAACCUUGAAAUGUGACCUGGAAGUGCAAUCUUUUGUGGAUAACGUGAGCUUGUCUGGGUGCUCCUUUCCUCUCUGCAGUUUGGAAGCAGGAAUCUAUUCUCUCCAAGUUCUUCACAAGUGGAUGGGGUUUGCCAAUAUGUCUGCAGUGCCCCAGAAAUUUGAGUUGUCACCUCGGAUAAUGGCCAUCUUCCCAACACAUGGUUCUGUGUGUGGUGGGACAGUACUCACUGUGAAGGGUGUUGUUGCCUUCAGUCCUAGAAGGAGGUCAGUUCAUGUUGACCUUUCAGGCCCCUUUGCUUGUGUGAUUUUGAGUUUGGGAGUCCACACAGUCCUAUGCCAGACCAAAUUGGUGGGUGACCACUUUCCUGAAAUGUCAUUUGCUCUAAAUGUCACAGUUCUGGUCAAUGGGCUGGCCAGUAAAUGUGAGGGGAACUGUACACUCUUCAUGCAGGAAGAAACAACUCCUGUUGUGGAUGCCUUGACUACAAGCAUUAAUGGUUCUCUAACCACGUUGCUGAUGAGAGGCCAGAGGUUGGGUACCACUGAUGCUGAGCCAACAGUGUUUGUGGAUGAUCACCUUCAUUGCAGCACAUCUUUCUUCAAUACCAGCCACAUAGCAUGCCAGAUGAGUGACUUGAUCCCAGGGCUCCACUACCUGUCAGUUGUUCAUACAAGCAAUGGAUAUGCUUGCCUGGAUCAUGUUUAUCGAAGCUUCUUCAUUGUGCCUCAGGUGUUUGAUUAUUUUCCUAAGGUUUUCAGCAUCCAUGGUGGAAGUCUAUUGACCAUAAAAGGCACAGCUCUUAGAGGAUGGAAUGCUACAUCUGUCUACAUUGGCCAGAAGACUUGUGUAUCAGUAAACAUCAGUUCUGAGCUCAUCCAGUGCAUUAUUCCUGCAGGAAAUGGCUCUGUUGCUCUGGAAAUAGAGUUGGAUGGAGCUUUGUACCACAUCGGACUUGUUGGCUAUAGCAGUGUCUUUACUCCAGAAUUGCUUUCUGUUUCACAAAGGCAUGACAUCUUAACCUUCACAGUGGCCCAAAUCUCAGGGCCUGCAAAUGUUGACAUUUUUAUCGGGAUGUCACCAUGUGCAGGUGUCUCUGGUAACAGUACAGUUCUCCAGUGCAUGGUCCCUUUACUUCCUUCUGGGGAGUAUCCUGUCACAGGAUAUGAUCACAACAGAGGAUGGGCCUCCUCAGCUCUCAUUCUCGAGCUGAGAGCUCAUGUGAUGUCAGUGACUGCGAACUUUGGCUGCCUGGGUGGAAGGCUUCUGCAUGUGUUCGGAGCAGGAUUUUCUCCAGGGAACAUCUCAGCUGCUGUGUGUGGUGCUCCGUGCCAAGUCUUGGCUAAUGCAACAGUGUCUGCCUUCAGCUGCAUGGUUCUGCCCCUGGAUG
This is a messenger RNA of Cricetulus griseus (Chinese hamster), 5477 nucleotides long. The record is from RefSeq and is a predicted model, not a curated record. Lineage: Eukaryota; Metazoa; Chordata; Mammalia; Rodentia; Cricetidae.